This is a messenger RNA of Alternaria novae-zelandiae, 750 nucleotides long. RefSeq lists its product as uncharacterized. Bases 1 to 750 code for a protein of 249 amino acids. The record is from RefSeq and is a predicted model, not a curated record. Lineage: Eukaryota; Fungi; Ascomycota; Dothideomycetes; Pleosporales; Pleosporaceae. The transcript has a single exon.
AUGUCCGCCUCAAUAGCUUGUAAGCCUCAACAAGCCGGCUUCUUCAGCCGGUUCCGUCGCACCGACUCCGUCAUGGGCUCACCGACAGGCUCUGCUACGCCUUCCCUAGCGCCCUCUCUCGCAUCCUUGAGUCAGGACAACGACAACCUGGCUGCGACCAACACUCGCCUACAAAACCGCAACCAAGAGUUGACGCAGCAGUCUGAACUCAAUCAAUUGCUCUUCCAUCAAACCUCCGAAGCGCUCAUAGAGAAAGAGAGCGAACUUGUGGAGCUGAAAGAGAAGUUUCGCGACAAUGCUGAAGCUACGAAUGAGACUAUUCAGGCUCUUGGAGAGCAGCUCCAGACUCUAACCGAGCAGUUGGAGGAAUCGCAGGACAAGGCUACUGCGCGUGAAGUCCAGCUAGUCGAGCAAAUAGACAGAGCACAAGACACCGCUACCGAUCGUGAUGCUCAACUAGCUGAUUCUGAAGAGCAGCAACACCAACUCUCCUUGGAAGCUGCCCAUGUGCAGUCCCCGACCCAAGAAGACGUCGACGACUUGAUCUGGGCCAAGCUCCAGGACAGGAAUAAGACCAUCCACUUCCUGCGUUGUCGCCAGGCCAAGUCUGACAAACGCAUCCAGAAGCUGCAGGAGCGUCUAGAGGUUGAGCAGAGUGUGGGGAGGGAUUGGGUUGAGACUAUCAUGAUGGUUAAUAUGAAGGUUAGGGCGAGGGCGAGGGAGGGGAAUGAUGCUGAUGCUGGGGUGUAG